AUGACCGAAUCCUGCAAGUCAAGAUGUGAACUCUACGAACAGAUCGAUAAUCCAGAUGGUCUCGUUUUGCACCUACAAUCUGCCAGUCAAUUUGCUAGCUUGCGAGGUGAGCAUAGGCUGCAACUCGAGAUCUUGGAACUGUCGACGCCUCUGUCUAAGAUCCUUGCUGAACCGACAUACAACAAUGUCAUUCUCAAUCACACGCUCCUCGCCUCGCAGCAUCUCAACAUUGGUCAUUUUGCAGAAGCAAAAGAGACACUCGAUGCGACGAAGAAGCUGCUGGACCAAGCAGAAGGCGUCUCCCGUGGGCUGAUUGCAGAAUUCCAUCUUACUCAAGCCGAGUACUAUUCUGGUAUCGGCGACAUUGAAGAAGCCGGAUCUGCCUCGUCAUGGGCUCUGUCAAGAUCCCAAGCUAACAUGUCUAUUGCUCUGAGUUCUUUCCUGGAAUCGGUUCUCGCCUUGAAGCGUGGUCAAGUUCAGGAAGCUUUGAUCAGCGUUAAAUCGAGCGUUCGGGUCUUGUCUCAUGACUGGUCCAAGAUAGAAGCAUCCGUGUCUCAAAGUGCUAGUACAAGUGUUAUGGACGCUUCAACAACCAGUUCGGAUAGUGUCAAGGCUGGUUCGAAACUCGGCCAAGUGAUUGGGCCAAGAUUCUGGGCACUCGCAUUUCCCCUUCUGCGAGGUCUCUUGCACGUUUCUUCCGUAUACGCCCACCUUGGCAUGUAUCAAGAGACCGUUUACUAUGCGGAAUCCGCCCAGAAAAUCGCAGAGACUACAGGCUCUCCACUCUACCGGGCACAAGUCCUGGCCUGGAUAGGUUCUGUUUACCAUCGCGCUGGCAAGCUGACAAAGGCCCUCGAUUUUGGAAACGAGGCUUUUGAGGAGUUGCCAGAAGAUAUCUCGGCGUCUCGGGUUCGAGUUGCUUGCCAACUGGGCGGGUUAUUCCGCGAUACGGGUGACGAAGACAAGGCUCUCCAACUUCUUCAACUUGCCGAGGAUACUGCCCAACGUCUCGGAGAUCAUGGUAAGGUACUGAGCAUCCAGAAUGAGGUUAAGAAGACAGCUCCUGUUGCUGCUAAAGCGCGAGCUGCCGCCACUACACGCGCUACUCGCACUGCUGCCAGGACGACUCGAGCCAAAGCCGCCCCCGCUGCUGCUCCUGCCCCAGCGCCGAAGACUCGAAAGCGACAAGCAGCAACCAAGUCUCAACCAUCUGCUUUAGAAGUGUCCAAGUUGCCAAAGGACGCGUACCAGGCAUCUUUGAUGGCUUCGGUCAUUUUGUCGCGAGCUCUGGGCUUCAUCAGCCAGAAGGACUGGACUUCAGCUUUAUCAACUCUGGAGCUUGCUAAAGAACUGCCGAAAUUACUUGGUACUCUAUCUCAAGAGCAAGUAGUGACUGCGAUUUCUCUCAUCGGCCACAGCACAGAGCAGAUGAUUCAUGAUCCCGUCUUCUCUGUUGUUCAGGAUUCCACUAUCUCUUUCCCGGCAGUCGCAGCUUCUGACAAGACGAGACGCUCCGUAAGUCAGACGCCUCCACGUAAGGGACGUGCUGUCGCAGCAGCCACCGAGCGAAAGGCCUCAAAGGAGGCCAAUGUUCCUGCAUUCGCCGAGGCAUUGAGACAAGCCCAAGAGCUUCUUCUCGAGGCUCACGCUUCGACUCUAUCAACUGCUAAUAGCACCAUGGUACAUCGCAUCUCAGCUCUGCUUCAAAACACGGUCAUUCUUCUUUCCGCCACCUCAACGACGCAAUCCAAGGUUCUCGCAGGCUCAGGGUUUGCGACUUUCUCUGUUGAUUUGGCUCGUAACGUCACCUGGAAGCGUGAGCAAAGUACACUGCAGAACAAAGAAUGCACCGAAACAGAUGGCUCGGGGUCUGUCCAAACUUCGAGACGUGAUAGCGUCGGACUCACAACUGAGAUGGCUAAAUUCCAAGAGGACUAUAUUGACUUGGUACCCCACAACUGGAGUGUAUUCUCCGUCUCUUUAAGCGACAAUCAUCAUGAUCUGUGCAUCACCAAAUUCCAAGCGGGCCACAGUCCUUUCAUUCUCCGACUACCUCUCGAGCGUGCCAAUUCUCGAGAUGCUGACUCCGAGAUCUUCAAUUUCGAGCACGGCAAGGAGGAGAUGAUGGAUAUUAUCCGGCUUGCCAAUGAAACAAGCCACUCUGCUAGUCGCGACUUCAGUGUCAAGGGUGCAAAGUCUGCGUGGUGGGCAGAGCGAGACGCAUUGGAUGGACGACUCAAGGACCUUCUAGCCACGGUUGAGACGACUUGGCUAGGUGGUUUCAAGGGAAUUUUCUCCCAACACGAACGCCGACCCGAUCUCCUUGCACGCUUUCAAAAGAGCUUUGACCAGAUCCUCGACAGCAAUCUGCCUUCACGAAAACAGGGCCGAGGCAAAAAGCCAACAAAGACCUCCAAGGUGUCUCUCGACCCCCGAGUGCUCGAUCUCUUCAUCGGGCUUGGUGAUCCAACCGAUCCAGACAGCGAUUACGAUGAGGCACUCAACGAUCUGCUCUACUUUGUCGUCGACAUUCUUCAGUUCCAUGGAGAACGCAACGCUUACGAUGAGAUUGAUUUUGAUGCAAUGGUGGUUGAGACAUAUGAUGCACUACGUGGUUACUACAACGCUGUUAAAACAGGAUCAGAACGCGCAGAAGACGCACAUACUAUUUUGGUAUUAGACAAGGCUCUCCAUGCUUUCCCUUGGGAGUCAAUGCCAUGCAUGGAAGGCCUCGCAGUUUCACGCGUUCCUUCUCUUGCUUGUUUGAGGCAGCUUAUCACGGAAUCGCGGCCAUUUGCAAACGACGAUGAUUCUGACGAUGCGCCUGAAGGUCACUAUGUCUCUGCCGAUCGAGGAACUUAUAUCCUGAACCCCUCGACAGACUUGGUCAACACGCAGUCUACUUUCCAGCCAAUCAUGGAGGGUUUCAGAAAUUGGAACGGCAUUGUCAAUCGCGCUCCCCAAGAGGCUGAGUUCGAAAAGGCCUUGUCAGACUCUGAGAUUCUCCUUUACUUUGGUCACGGAAGCGGGGCGCAGUACAUUCGAGCACGCGCAAUUCGUCGUCUUGAGAAGUGCAAACCGGCAACAUUCUUAAUGGGUUGCAGUUCGGCAUCGCUGACGGAAGCCGGAGAGUUUGAGAACUACGGCCCAGUGUGGAACUACAUGAUGGCCGGAUGCCCGGCGGUUGUGGGCACACUAUGGGACGUGACGGAUAGGGACAUUGAUCGGUUCGCGGGCCGAUCGUUUGAGGAAUGGGGGUUGUUUCCCAAGGGCACGUUCAAAGAGGAUAAGCGAGCCAAGGGCAAGAGUCGGGCCUCGGGCGAGGAUGAGACUACGGCGAGUGAAUCGGAGGAAGAUGGGCAGGUAACACGGAACGUGUCACUAGCCGAGGCUGUUGCACGGUCCAGGGAGGCGUGCAGGUUCAAGUAUCUCAACGCCGCUGCGGUGGUACUCUAUGGAAUUCCUGUGUACAUCAAGCACAAAGGUGACGAGUAA
Fusarium graminearum PH-1 is the source of this 3495-nucleotide messenger RNA. RefSeq lists its product as uncharacterized. The record is from RefSeq and is a predicted model, not a curated record. Gene Ontology annotation, biological process: proteolysis; meiotic chromosome separation. Gene Ontology annotation, cellular component: nucleus; mitotic spindle pole body; centrosome. Bases 1 to 3495 code for a protein of 1164 amino acids. Lineage: Eukaryota; Fungi; Ascomycota; Sordariomycetes; Hypocreales; Nectriaceae. The transcript is spliced from 2 exons. Gene Ontology annotation, molecular function: cysteine-type endopeptidase activity; protein binding.